GACACAUACAGGGAUUCUCAGGGAUUCACAGAGACAGAGACACAGACAGGGAUUGACAGAGACAGGGAUUCACAGAGACACACACACACACACACAGGGACUCUAUCUUUUAGAGACUUAGACACACGCACAGGGAGUCUGUCAUUCAGAGACACACACAGGAACUCUGUCAUUGAGAGGAAGAGGGACUCACGCAGAGACAGAGAGAUAGACACACACACACACAGGGAUUUGUCAUUGAGAUACCCUCACACAGAGUGAGACAGAAACUCAAGACGCUGAGCCUUGUAGAAGUGAGACAUUCCAUACUCUCUGUGAGACUCCCACUAAGACGGUGACAGGGACUGAGGUUUCUCUCUGACAGCGCUGCUGAGACUGAGAGAGCUCGCCAACAUGGUCAGCGUCUUCCUGUUUGUGCCCAACCUCAUUGGUUACAGCCGCAUCUUCCUGGCCCUCGCUGCUUUUUACUUUAUGCCAAGUAGCCCAAAGCUGGCCACGGGCCUGUACCUGCUCAGCUCCUUUCUGGAUUCAUUCGACGGCCACGCUGCUCGGUUACUCAACCAAUGCAGCAGGUUUGGAAUGAUGUUGGAUAUGCUGACGGAUCGAUGUGCCACCAUGUGUUUGCUGGUGAACCUCUCGCUGCUGUACCCUCGCUAUGUUUUCCUGUUCCAGCUCAGUAUGUCUUUGGAUAUCAGCAGCCACUGGUUACACUUACACAGGUCGGUCAUACUCCCACAAAUCCACCCCGGGGAUACGGGCCUUGUGCCUUCGCUGAAUAUCCACUUCUUCCAGCUGCUCCUGUACUGCUCCUUCCCGAUCUGUGCAAUCAAAACUGCCAUCAGCGUUAUCCACCUGAUCACAGCAGCUCGCAACAUGGCAGCGAUGGACCAAGCAGAGGGUGAGCAGGGUCUUGCCUCCCGUAAGCAGGACUGAACCCCAACAGGAUCUGAAGCCCUCUGCACACUGCCCCUACCCCGCUCCGUCCCCCGCCACUCAACUCCAGCAGCACAUUCCCAAACCUGGAUCAUUGUCCGCCCUCUGUCUGCAACUAUCUCUGUGUUAUCCCCCCCGAUGCCCUCACUGUGUUCGUGCAGGCGCCUUCUCCUUUCUCCCCCAUUCCCAUAGGCCAAGAAUGAUCAGCUAACGAGGAAGUGCUCGAACGGAGGUGUCAAUAAAGCUGUUCAGCACCAGGA
Messenger RNA from Rhincodon typus (whale shark), 1193 nucleotides. It is a transcript of the gene cdipt, whose product is annotated as CDP-diacylglycerol--inositol 3-phosphatidyltransferase (phosphatidylinositol synthase). Bases 394 to 933 code for a protein of 179 amino acids. Lineage: Eukaryota; Metazoa; Chordata; Chondrichthyes; Orectolobiformes; Rhincodontidae. Gene Ontology annotation, molecular function: CDP-diacylglycerol-inositol 3-phosphatidyltransferase activity. The record is from RefSeq and is a predicted model, not a curated record. Gene Ontology annotation, biological process: phosphatidylinositol biosynthetic process. Gene Ontology annotation, cellular component: Golgi apparatus; membrane. The transcript has 4 exons.